This is a messenger RNA of Triticum aestivum (bread wheat), 1713 nucleotides long. Its product is annotated as chaperone protein ClpB1-like. The transcript is spliced from 8 exons. The record is from RefSeq and is a predicted model, not a curated record. Gene Ontology annotation, cellular component: cytoplasm. NCBI's taxonomy places the organism in Eukaryota, Viridiplantae, Streptophyta, Magnoliopsida, Poales, Poaceae. The coding region runs from base 1 to 1713 and encodes 570 amino acids. Gene Ontology annotation, biological process: cellular response to heat. Gene Ontology annotation, molecular function: ATP binding; ATP hydrolysis activity.
AUGGCCUGGUCAUGGCUUGAUAGGAUCAUGGAGAGAGGGACUACGGGCUCCUCCGGCGUACCUGACGAUACGUCGUCUAGCCAUGUCAUCAAAGUGUCGCCCCGUGAAGUGCUCUGCGUGGGAGCCGUGUGCUGGGCGGUGUGGAGGUACUUCCGGUACAUCACAUGCCUGCACACCUACGGCCGGGACAUGACGGCCAUGGCCGGCAAGGCCGAUCCGGUGAUCGGGCGUGACGACGAGAUUGAUCGCGUCAUCCGCAUCCUCUGUCGCCGGACCAAGAACUGCGCCGCGCUUGUCGGCGCCGCCGGGGUCGGCAAGACGGCCAUCGCCGAGGGCCUCGCGCAGCGCAUCGUCGCCGGGAAGGUCCCGUCCAAGCUCGCCGGAGCGCGUGUCAUUGAGCUCAACCUCAUGGCGAUGGUGUCUGGUACGAUGUAUGUUGGCAUGUCCGAGGAGCGCAUGACGGACUUUCUCAAGAAGGUGGCGGCUGCACGCGGCAAGGUGAUCCUGUUCUACUCCAUGUAUAUCGAGAAGGAUCCUGCACUCGAGCGGCGGUUCCAAAAGGUGCACGUUGAGGAGCCGAGCACGCAUUCCACCAUUGCCAUCCUCCAGGGGCUUAAACCCCGGUACCAGAAGCAUUAUGGCUUGGAAAUUCUUGAUGCUACCAUUGACGCUGCCGUACACCUCGCUGACCGCUAUAUCGCAGGUCGUCGGUUUCCUGAUAAGGCAAUUGAUCUCAUUGACGAGGCCUGCACGACAUUAGAGCUAGGAGGAGAAAAUACAGUUGUUGCGCCGAAUCAUGUUGCACAGGUUGUGAGCGGAUGGACUGGAAUUCCUAUAGCUACGCUUAAUCAAGAGGAGAGUGUCAAAUUAAUUCACUUAGCCGACAGAUUGCAUGAGAGAAUAGUUGGGCAGGAUGAGGCCGUCAAUUUAGUUGCAGAAGCAGUGUUGCGUUCCAGGAUUGGCCUUCACCAAGCUGGUCAGCCGAUAGGCUCCUUCCUCUUUUUGGGCACGACGGGUGUUGGAAAAACUGAACUUGCGAAAGCUCUUGCAGAACAACUAUUUGGUAGUGAGAAGAUGAUGCUUCGCUUUGAUAUGUCUGAGUAUGUUAGUCCCGAAUCCGUGCUACGUCUCGUUGGAGCACCCCCAAGCUAUCAUGGUUAUGAAAAUGGUGGACAACUGACCGAGAAAGUUAGGAGGCGCCCAUACAGUGUUGUCCUUUUUGAUGAGGUGGAGAAGGCAUAUCCGUCAGUGUUGAAUGUUUUUCUUCAGCUCCUUGACGAUGGUGUGUUGACUGAUGGUAAAGGGCAUAAUGUGGAUUUCAAGAAUACAAUUAUCAUUAUGACUUCGAAUGUUGGGGCAGAGCACCUAAAUGUAGGAGUGGUUGGAGAAAAGACAACGGUUGCUUCGCGAAAUCUUCUCAUGAAACAGGUUCAAAAAUGCUUCAAGCCCGAAUUUAUCAACAGAUUAACCGGCAAGGGCAUAUCUCUUGUUCUAAGUGAUGCUGCGUUGGAUGUCAUUUUGUCAGAAUCACACAACCCAUUGUAUGGUGCAAGGCCCAUAAAAAGGUGGAUAGAGAAGAACAUAAUGACAACUAUCUCCAAGAUGCUGGUCAAUGGAGAAGCUGUUGAAGGAUCAACAAUCUCCAUUGACUCUACCAGUGACAAGAAAGGCUUGAAAUACCAAUUGGCAAAGAAAAAUGCGACGGAUCCGUGA